This is a messenger RNA of Thlaspi arvense, 3610 nucleotides long. NCBI's taxonomy places the organism in Eukaryota, Viridiplantae, Streptophyta, Magnoliopsida, Brassicales, Brassicaceae. The record is from the annotation of a GenBank genome assembly.
GUCUAAAUUGAAAAAUACACAUUAUCUCGGGUCUAUAAGCAAAUAAUAAUUCUGAUUUUUUUAAAAAAGAAAAAUAAAAAAGACUUCUUCGUCUGUUUCAACGCUUUGCAAAUUUCGCAAAUUUACCAUCUCGAUAGAGUCAGAUAGAGCGAUCGAGACGAAAAGGAAGAAGCUGAAGAAAGAUGGGUCACGGAGAAGAAGAUAAAAGCAGAGGAUUCGCGGAGGAAGCAGGUAACCAGCAUCAUCACCAAUACGGUACCUUUCAAGGAGUUUCCAAUUACCCGCCGCCGCAGAAUUCUCCUCCGGUCACUGGAUUUCCUCAACCUUCAGCGCCGCCUGGAGUUUACGAUUCCCCCGCUCCUCAUUACGCCCAUGGAUAUCAAACCGUUCCAGGAUCGUGUUUUCUUUCGCAAGGGAAACCAAUUUACAGCUUGUUCUGUGUUUUAGAAACGGUCCAUGGUAUUGCUGAAGGAAGACCUGUGACUGUAAGACAACGCCGCCUUCCUUGCUGUGGAAUUGGUCUUGGAUGGUUCCUGUUCAUAGUUGGAUUUUUCUUUGGAGCAAUCCCUUGGUAUCUCGGAAUGUUCAUCAUGAUAGUUGGAAGGAGAGUUGACCACAGGGAGAAACCAGGAUAUAUUGCUUGCACCAUCGCUGCUAUUCUUGUAACGAUCGCUGUGAUUCUGGGUGUAUCUAAAGGAGCAGAAGAGUGGUGAUUACCUUGUGGUUAAUCUCAAAACGUUUGUAUAGGUGUCGAUAAACAUCCCGUGUUGUAUUACUAUCUUUGUGUUUUCUACUCAAAAAAGGUGUAAACUUGACAAAAAGAUGUUUUUGAGUUUCGUUAUUUGCAACGGAGUUCAAAAGAUAUGAGAUCUAAUAAAGAGACAAAAUGUGAUAAUGAUAUGGUUGAAGACAGUUUAUACAUCGGAAGAUAAAGAAGCUUAUCAAAUGAAAAUGUAAUCUCAUCGUUUUCCAGAAACAGUCGCAUUGUUAUGCAUCCUCAAUAAGUCAUCAGGAGUGACAAGAAACCAGCCUCCAUCUUUCUGAGCCAACAGCUUCUGGUUCACCGAGUCUAUAAUCACACUCACAUUCCCAAACCCAUAAAUCUGAAGACCAUUGUGCAUCCUAUUCGGUUUAGGUUUGAACAGCAACUCCUUCUCUUGUGCAAAUACUUCCAACACUUCUUUCAAACUCAGCACCUCAGUGUUAUCCAUGUGAGCCUUAGCCGGAGCCUGAGCCGGCUCGAAGUGUCUCUGCUCUUGUGCCCUUGCCCUUGGCUGAGACACUUCGACUCCGUCAACAGCUUCCAUCAACAUAUCUAAACCACGCUUCAACUGGACUCGGAUCCUCUCGUUUGCUGAAAGCUCUUGCGGGAAUAACCCUUUCCAACCAUAAUACCAUUCGUGGAUCUCGUCAAACCUCGGUUUAGCGCGCAGCCAAUGGUACAGCACAUCCAGCCAUUUGGGGAAGAAGAGCCUCUCCAUCAAAUCAGCCAUUAGGUGUAUCGGUACUGCAGAUGCCCACUUCAUGACCCAGUUGAACCGGUCUAAAUUCUGGUUUGCCGGGUUUAUCUGAAACUCUUGCAAAGCCAGCUGAAGUUUGGGAACUAUGUAUCGACGCAUAAGUUGGUCCCAGCUUGUCGCACCAAACACCGUCUUCCAUGGAGACAGAAUAGUGUACGCAGAUGGAUCACUAGGAUGCCAAGCAUCAAGAACAUUACUCAACUUCGUCUGAAUAAUCUGAUACAUAAACUCCAACUUCUGACCAAGUAUUGGCAACCAAGGAUGCACCCAGACGUGAAUGGCAACAAGUUCCCUUCGCGGGUCCCAAUAUUCAACAGCACUUGAAAGUUUCGGCAGCACUACAGUGUCCAAAAUCGUAUGCAAGACCGACGAAGGCAGCCAAUUUUCCCAUGUCUCUAAAAAUCUAAGCAUCGGCUCAGGGUCUCUAGGUUCCCAGGUAUUGAUGCCUGCUAUACGCACAGCAGGUAACACUACCUCCGAGACUAGUUGGCUAUAAGGUGUUGAGGUUUCCCAGAUAUUCUGAUUAUCCUCGACUUCCAAAAGCUUUUUCCAAGAAGAUAUAGUCUUCAAACCAUGGACUGCGUCCCUAAGAGGAUCCCAACCCUGAAACAUCCUGAUAAAGAGAGGCAAGGCCAGUGAGCAAGCGAUGAAAGACAAGUUACAAAGCUUAUAAUCAUCAGGAUAGCUUGUUUGCAGGUCCUCGAAACGAUUAGCAAGUGAAUCCAGUGUCAAACUCCCAGACGUAUUCUCCACCUCGAUUCGACUUAUUUCAUCUGCGAUAUAUUCCAUGUUGUCUAAGUGUGUUUUUUGUCUCUCUUCCUCCUUUAUAAGCAUCUCCUUCUCCUGCUGCAAGCUCAAGGCCGAUUCUCUCUCGUUCCUCAAGUCUCUAUCAAUCUUCUGAAUAUCAUGUUCGACUAGAUCAACAAUCAGUCGCAAGUUGUGUUGCAACUCCGGCAUUGGAACAUCUGCUCCUCUUGCUUUCUCCUCUGCAUCUAAAUUUUCCAAAUUUGUCACAACCCGAACCUGUGGUCCUCGCAUAUCAAUAAUGGUCUGCCCACCACCAAAACCCUCCUCCUGCUUCUUCUCCAACAACUCCUCUGCAGUGACAUAAACUUCCUUCCUCACCUUCUUCUUCUUCCAAAGAUUUCUCCCUCCUCUGUCACCAUGACUCUGACCUUUCUCACUGUCACUGACCGCAAUACUCUUCUUCUCCUCUACCUUCUUUAAAUCAGGCAACUUUGCCUCCUUGAAAUCAUUGUACCCCAUACCCAUAUUCUUCGGCCUCAACUGUGCUUCAAUAGGAGCUACAAUACCUUGCUGGUUCUUCCCAAGCCCACCUCCUUUGUACCCCAUCUUUUCAAGCAGCUUCAUACCAAUUCCUUUUGUAGACUUCUCAAACUGACCGAUAUCACCGCCUAAAGUAUUCUUCCUCACUCCCUUUGCACCACCCUCUUGACCUCUCUUCUCCAUCUUGGCCUUGCCUCUCAUCUUUGCCCCCUCAGCAAUCUUCUUCCCCAAAGCACCCGGUAAGAGAUUAUCCUCCUCGUUAAACACAGCCGCAUUAAACCCUAACCCUAAACCUGCGCUUCCAAGACCCAAUCCACCUCUAACUUCACUAUCCUCAUGAAUCAUGUUAUCGUCUUCGAUUUUAUCACUAUCUCUCUCAUCAUUAUGCUCUCUAGAAUCCCUAUCAAUCUCUUGAUUCGGCAUAACCGUACCUGUAGAAACAAAGUUGACAGGCUUGGUUAAGUCGGCUUUUCUUCCCGAAUCCCGAUCCUUACGCCUCUUCCUCCGACCUCCGCCGCUAGAGCCAUCGGAAUCCGAAUCGCUCUCAAUGAAGACUCCAUAAGUAGCGUCGUUUUUCGUUUGUUUCCGCUUCUCCUUCCUCUUUUCGUAUAAGAACUCGCCAUUCUCCCAUCGACCUCCUUCGUAAUCGUUUUCCAUGCUGAAUCUCUCCAUCUCUUGAUACUCGUCCAUGGCGAAUACUAGGACCGAAACUCUGCGAACUUUCUAACCUAUCCGAGAUUGAACAAAAACGAGCAAUUUAAGAUUUUCGGAUUUCGACUGUAAAUCGCCGACGUCGAACCUUA